CCAUUAAAACAAAGAAGAAGAAAGACAUACGUCGACCGCCGUGUGACGUCAUGCUGCUCCGUGGGGUUGUCACACCUACACACACACACACACACAUGCGUGUGUGUGAAAGUUCCUGCGUGGGAUUAUGUCUGCCAGAAGAGCAGAUCUACAUGAACAACCUUGUUCAGGAGACUUCUCCAGACUGUCACCCACACUAGCAGGUGUGUCAGCAGCACCCAGCCCGGGUACACCCAGGAUGACAGGACCAGACCCUCAGAGGGACUCCAGCAUGAGGCGAGCACACGAAGCCAUGGCCAGGGAGACGGGCGCCAUGACCAGGGAGACGGGCGCCAUGGCCAGGGAGACGGGCGCCAUGGCCAGGGAGACGGGCGCCAUGACCAGGGAGACGGGCGCCAUGAGCAGGGAGACUCCCCCGGAUGACUGUGUGCGAAUGGGCACUCUGUUCGGGAUGUUGAACAAGUGCCUGCGGGGGAUGGGCUUCAGCCAGAUGUACUUUGGGGACAAGAUCGUGGAGCCGGUGGUCAUCGUCUUCUUCUGGCUCCUGCUGUGGUUCCUGGGCAUCCAGGCCCUGGGACUGGUGGGGACUCUGUGCAUCAUUGUCAUUUACAUCCAGGACUGAGGAGAGCUGCAUGGAUCCUUGGUCGUGGGGACUGGUCCAGGAACAUUCAGGACGAUGCGAGACCAAAGUCUGUGAUGUUUGAGAAUCAUGUUCCAUCGGAAAGUUGAAUUGAAUUGUUUGAAUUUUAUGUUUCAAACUCUUUUAGCAGAAGUGUCAACUCUGAAUGUCAUCAUAUAUUUUUAAAAUACUGUAAUUUUUUGUAAUAAAGUAGCAUGAUGGAUA
Molecule: messenger RNA, 844 nt
Organism: Nerophis ophidion (straightnose pipefish)
Lineage: Eukaryota; Metazoa; Chordata; Actinopteri; Syngnathiformes; Syngnathidae
Gene: fam241a
Product: family with sequence similarity 241 member A
Exons: 2
Coding region: 128-622 (164 amino acids)
Cellular component (GO): intracellular membrane-bounded organelle
Source: RefSeq, a predicted model, not a curated record